This is a messenger RNA of Nematolebias whitei (Rio pearlfish), 506 nucleotides long. RefSeq names its product family with sequence similarity 241 member A (gene fam241a). Lineage: Eukaryota; Metazoa; Chordata; Actinopteri; Cyprinodontiformes; Rivulidae. Gene Ontology annotation, cellular component: intracellular membrane-bounded organelle. The record is from RefSeq and is a predicted model, not a curated record. The transcript has 2 exons. Bases 81 to 506 code for a protein of 141 amino acids.
ACGUUCGUCUACCAGAGCUGCCCCUCCCGUUACUUCGCUUGGGAGUUUUUGCAAGUUGGUACCGGAGAAUCAGCCGGAACAUGUCUGCUGGACCGCCGCCUGCAGACGGACACUCGGCGGAAGACCUGCCGCUGGACAGCCAGAGGAGACGGUACCUUAAUGCUCACGGAGAACGACACGCAGUCCGGGUUGAUGCCAAUUGGACCCAACCGCUACACCCCGGUGAUGCCAACCGGAUCCGACCACGACCCCCCACCGACGACCAGCAGGUCGACCAUGAGGCCGUCACAGAGCCGGAGCUGGACGACUGCGAGCGGAUGGGGACUCUGUUUGGGAUGAUCAACAAGUGUCUGAUCGGUUUGGGCUUCAGCCAGAUGUACUUUGGAGACAGAACAGUGGAACCUGUGGUGAUCCUCAUCUUCUGGCUGCUGCUCUGGUUCCUGGGGUUCCAGGCUCUGGGACUGGUGGGAACUCUGUGCAUCAUCAUCAUUUAUAUCCAGAAGUGA